Messenger RNA from Hippopotamus amphibius kiboko, 800 nucleotides. RefSeq names its product peptidase inhibitor 3 (gene PI3). Gene Ontology annotation, cellular component: extracellular region. The record is from RefSeq and is a predicted model, not a curated record. NCBI's taxonomy places the organism in Eukaryota, Metazoa, Chordata, Mammalia, Artiodactyla, Hippopotamidae. The transcript is spliced from 3 exons. The coding region runs from base 75 to 635 and encodes 186 amino acids. Gene Ontology annotation, molecular function: peptidase inhibitor activity. Gene Ontology annotation, biological process: copulation.
UGGUGCCAGGCCAAGCCGGAGCUGCAUAAAACUAGGCUUGGCCUCAGCUCUUAGCCAUUCACCUUCCUGACAACAUGAAGUCCAAAAGCUUCUUGAUCCCGGUGGUGGUACUUCUCGUCCUUGGGACGCUGGUGGCACAGGCAACUGUUGUAAGAGGUCAAGGCACUAAAAAGGGCAAUGUUCUGUUCAAAGGACAAGAUCCAGUCAAAGGUCAAGAUCCAGUCAAAGGACAAUAUCCAGUCAAAGGACAAGAUCCAGUCAAAGGUCAAGAUCCAGUCAAAGGACAAGAUCCAGUCAAAGGACAAGAUCCAGUCAAAGGUCAAGAUCCAGUCAAAGGACAAGAUCCAGUCAAAGGUCAAGAUCCAGUCAAAGGUCAAGAUCCAGUCAAAGGACAAGAUCCAGUCAAAGGUCAAGAUCCAGUCAAAGGACAAUAUCCAGUCAAAGGUCAAGAUCCAGUCAAAGGACAAGAUCCAGUCAAAGUCCCAUUCCUUGCUGCGGAAGGUGCCUGCCCCAAGAUUUGGAUUGAGUGCUCCACAUUAAAUCCCCCAAAACGGUGUUUGAGAGAUGCUCAGUGCCCAAGGAACAAGAAUUGCUGUCCGGCCUCUUGCGGGAAGAUCUGUUUGAAAUUCCCAUGAGGUGGAGUCUGUUCUUGCUGCACCUGUGAGGUCCCCAGGGAUGAUGACCCCGCUGCCUGUAGCACUUCCCUCUCCCACACUGCCCAUUCUUCCUCUCAUCCAGAAUGCCCAAAGCUGGGCUGCCUCUCUCAUGGACUUUCCAAUAAAACACCACUUUCAGCUCCA